AAACGAACCAGCCUCGGAAUCGAUAUCGAAGUGACACAAAUUCACCACUUGAAACUCAACAAAAAAUCGAAGCAUUCUGAAAGAUCUCGUCAGUGCGCAGGAAACAGUGCGAACUCCGAAUACCUGGACCAUUACUUGGUCCUUGCACCCUCAUGGUGCUCCUUACGUCCUCGGCUGUGUCUGUGGCUCUAUCGAGCGGAGUGGUCUGCAUCUUUACGUUCUUACUGUUCAUGUGUGGUUAUGUAUUACAGCAACAGACAGUUCGAUCCAUACAAGAAGCUUUGAAAAGGCCUCCAGAGCCGAAACCGAUAGCAACUCUCCCACCUCAAUUCCAGAACUCGGACAAUGAAAGCACCACAAGAAUCCUCGAGCAGCCUGUAAAUCCAGAUUCAUCUGUGCUGGGUAAUUCCGGAUUGCACGAGGACGACGAGAAUGUUGUCACUGUUCAGGUACCGGUUGAGGUGCAGGAAAAGGAUCAACUCCCACUUCAGGACUCUUCCGAGAUGAGCUCGAGAAGUCAACAAGCCCCUGAGAGGCCGGCACUUGAACGUCUCGCCUACAUGUUCAUUCUUCUGGAGCCCCAAGACCUAUGUUCAACUCUAUUAUUCGCAAAGCAGCAAAGGGAAUCGUCACGCCUGUCCCAGGAGCCAUCUAUCGUCCUCAUAUACCCUGCCACAUGGGAAGCCGAAUUGUCCUCCGCGCACAUGUCUGCUUUGAGUUUUAUGCGAGAGGUCCAGGAACUAUACGGUCUCAUAUACCACCCCGUACGAAUCAACAAUGCCUGGGGGACGAAUGCACAGCUCUUGGGAGAAUUGCAAUGGCACCAUUGGGGCUAUGACCAGGCUAUCUAUCUCCGGUCUCCUGGGAUGGUCCUCAACAACGAAGCUCUUGAUUCUGCUCUAUCUACUCCAGUGUCGCGAAAGAUAUGGGCACCCGUGGAUACAUCCACCGGAAACAACCCAGAUAUCCUUUUGGUGACGCCGAAAGGGUUGCAAAGUCCCAGGAGGGGAAUGAGGAAUCUCGUAAUUCCCGCAAGGCCUGAUCAACCGAAUGCCCAGCAGUCAGGUGCGGCGUAUGCCUUGUUUGAUCAUUCAAACUCGGGGCAGAUGGGUCAUGACAAUAUAUGGUAUGAUGAUAUGAUGAGGAAAUUUGACCAAGGAAGGAGAAAUGUAUGUGCUGGUAGUGGAUUGUUGUAGUGGUGUUGUUUACCUCUAUGAUUUUAGCAAGCUCGCAAUUGUACAAAAGAUGGUAUUGGCGAGAUAGAUAGUCUUAGAUGUUCGUGUCUAGGAAAUAUGAGUGUAUCAAAUGUG
Messenger RNA from Exophiala oligosperma, 1310 nucleotides. RefSeq lists its product as uncharacterized. The record is from RefSeq and is a predicted model, not a curated record. The transcript has a single exon. Bases 153 to 1196 code for a protein of 347 amino acids. Lineage: Eukaryota; Fungi; Ascomycota; Eurotiomycetes; Chaetothyriales; Herpotrichiellaceae.